Molecule: messenger RNA, 958 nt
Organism: Dermacentor silvarum
Lineage: Eukaryota; Metazoa; Arthropoda; Arachnida; Ixodida; Ixodidae
Gene: Ktl
Product: BTB/POZ domain-containing protein KCTD16-like
Biological process (GO): protein homooligomerization
Molecular function (GO): protein binding
Source: RefSeq, a predicted model, not a curated record
UUUCGCGCGCGCACUCUGCUGCUCGGGAGCACCGUCGUCAAACGAUAAGAACCCGCGGAGAGGCGAAGCGCGGUGAGACGGCCCAGCGAGCAGCGCGACAACAGCUGGUGGCGACGACGACGACGGCUGCAACAAUGUCUUCCUCCUCGGCGGUCGUCGAUCUGAACGUGGGCGGCACCGCGUACAGCGCGUCGCGCGAGACACUGUCUCGCUGCCCCGUGCUCGGCGAGCUGCUCGACGGCGGCCCGCGUGACUCGCAGGGCCGCGUCUUCGUCGACAGGGACGGGGCCCUCUUCCGCUUCAUCCUGGACUUCCUCCGGUCGGGCCGCCUGCUGCUUCCCGAGGAGUUCCGCGAGCUGGCAAGACUCAAGGAUGAGGCCCAGCACUUUCGGCUUGACGCCCUGGUAACCUGCCUGUCGGCCACGUCCGCCCUGCCGGCGCCGUUCCCGGGCCAGCCGGGCUACAUAACGCUCGGGUACCGCGGAACGUUCGCGUUCGGCCGCGACGGCCUGGCGGACGUCAAGUUCCGCAAGCUGACACGCAUCCUCAUCUGCGGCAAGGUGACCAUGUGCCGCGAAGUGUUCGGCGACACGCUGAACGAGUCGCGCGACCCCGACCGCGGCCAGGAUGACCGGUACACGUCGCGCUUCUUCCUCAAGCACAACUCUCUGGAACAAGCGUUCGACUGCCUCCAGGAGUCGCGGUUCCGCUGCGUGUGUGCCGCUGGCACCGGCACCUCGUGCGGCGGCGGAAACGAGCCGCUCAAGCCGGGCGUCGACUCGGAGGAGAACCGCUGGAACCACUACAACGAGUUUGUGUUUGUGCGCCCCUAAGGAACACAGGAGAGAGAGAGAGGGGGUGUCCAGGAGCGAGGGGCCCUUUUGCUGCGCAGUUGGGUCGCUGUGACGGCGGCGGCGGCGCCGGCCGAUUUCCCGACCAACGGAGCAUAUCAUUCGUC